GUGAUGGUAUUGCUCGUGCUUUUGGUCUUGAUGAAAUAAUGGCGGGUGAAUUGGUGGAAUUUGAAGAAGGUGCUAUAGGUAUUGCUUUGAAUUUGGAAUCAAAAAAUGUUGGUUUUGUAUUAAUGGGUGAUGGUUUGAUGAUACAAGAGGGAAUUUCAGUAAAAGCAACAAGAAGAAUUGCUCAUAUACUAGUAAGUGAGGCUUAUUUGGGUUGUGUUAUAAAUGCCCUAACUAAACCAAUUGACAGUCGAGGAGAAAUUUUAGCUUCGGAAUCUCGAUUAAUCAAAUCUCCCACUCCUGGUAUUAUUUUGAGACGUUCAGUAUAUGAGCCUUUCCAAACCGGACUUAUUGCUAUUGAUUCGAUGAUCCCCAUAGGACGGGACCAGCGAGAAUUAAUUAUUCGAGACAAAUAU
Molecule: messenger RNA, 413 nt
Organism: Sphenostylis stenocarpa
Lineage: Eukaryota; Viridiplantae; Streptophyta; Magnoliopsida; Fabales; Fabaceae
Source: the annotation of a GenBank genome assembly